Messenger RNA from Lactuca saligna, 1627 nucleotides. The record is from the annotation of a GenBank genome assembly. Lineage: Eukaryota; Viridiplantae; Streptophyta; Magnoliopsida; Asterales; Asteraceae.
AGUUGUCAUUAUUUUAUUUAUUUAUUUGUUUAUUAUUAUUAUUUUUCUUUUUUGAACAGCAAUCGAAUUGUGUUUAUUGAGUUGGGCUGCUUUUGAAAAUAACAACAUAAUUACUUUUCGGCUCCAUUGAUGUUCGUAGACAAAUGUUUCAAGGGAUCUUUUAUUGCCUAAAAAAGUAUGUAGAUAUAUAUUUUUUUCAUGUGACUUGCCCUACCAAACAAUAAAUAUAUUUUCUAUUUUUAUAUUAAAAAGGGUAUAAAAUGGUAUGACAUAAAGAGAUAAUCGACCUUCUUUUUCACUGCUUAAAAAAUCAAAUCAAAAUGACAUAAUAAAUAUAUAUAUAUAAAGAAAAAGGAAACUUAAUUAUAGCAUUUGAACAAAUGUUAACCGACUUGUUGAAUAACAAAAAGAGCCACACUUGGGACGAAAGAAAGAGCUGAAAAUUAUGAAAUUGACAUGGAAGAAUCAAACCAAGAACAAGAACAAGAACAAUAAGCGCCCAAUCGCAACCAUCUCUGACCUCCCAUUUGAUCAGGAAGAAGAUACAGUCGCUACGUUCGCCGCCGACGACACCAGCCAAGAUAGAUGUAAAGCUGGAGAGGAUGGUAGUGUCGGGACGUCUACACCGGGUUCGAAUGUUGACGAGACGAUCCAACUUGCCGAAUCCUUUCAAGCACAAGGGAACAAGCUUGCGGAGGUCGGAAAAUACCGUGAAGCACUUGGAAAAUGGGAAUCUGCUAUCACUUUGAUGCCUGAGAAAGCCACUUUACACGAGCAAAAGGCUCAAGUUUUACUUGAAAUCGGAGAAACAUGGAAGUCUCUAAUGGCAGCAACUCGUGCCACCCGAUUGGAGCCUUCAUGGGCUGAGGCAUGGGUCACCCUUGGAAGAGCACAACUGAACUUUGGGGAGCCUGAUAGUGCCAUAGAAAGCUUUGACACAGCAUUAGCUAUUAAGCCUGAUUCUGUAGAGGCAAAGGAGGAUAGGAAAGCAGCAUUACAUCUUGUGAAGAAAAGAAAACAGCUUCAUUCUUCAGGCCUCAGUGUCUCUGAAAACCGCUUUGUGGUUGGAGAGGAAACCCAUGAACAACGUAUAUGAAUUAUCAAAGGCUUGCCAAAUAAUAUCUCUAGUUUAAUAAUGUUAUAAUUGUAGCUUCAGUUGUGUUGUGAGUUGUAAUAUAUAUACUACUUAUUCGGGCCGUGAUUUAUUUAGUAAACUCUUUUCAUAAGCUUCUUGUUGCUUUCUUAGUUUUUCCUUUUCAUGAUUUAUUUAUCCAUGUCCAACUCUCAUAGAUUCCAAGGCGUUUUAUGGGUCUAUAUAAGCUUUCACCUGCAAAAAUGAGUUGCCGAGCACCCACUGCUGCUUCCCUAGUUUACAAGGAUAUGGGGAUGGGGUUUGCCGGCCGAUCAUGUUAAGAUAUGAAAGUCCUUUGCCUUUUCAUGCAUAUACCAACAAUUCUUCUUUCAUGACCAUUUCAUUAGAAACUUUUUGUAGUUGUCGCACUCUGCCUCUGCUUGUUUCCAACUCUCUGUAAGGAGUUAUCCACCAGCAAAAGAACCAUGUUAUAUGUGACAUCCGCAAAAUCUCGGCCAGAAAAGAGCUGAUUUUCAUUUAUGCUUUUAAAAUAAU